GUACAAGAUACUCUGCAGAGAAAGGCGGUCACUGGUGGCAGUAUAGUGCGGGGCAUUAGGAUGCGGCGGGCAGGGCAGGAUUCAACAAGUCACUUUAUACUCCUAUCAAUCGCUACCGGGGACUACCGAGGCCGUGAUAUCGUCCUGACCAUCUACGGAGGCUGACAGAUCUGCCAAAAUAUUUUCGAAAACUACAUUACCCUCACUGUCAGUGACUUGGUCUCGGCGAACCUCACAGGUUCCACAAUGCGCCUGAUUAAGAACAAGAUUGAGCACGAUGGCUCGGGAACAGUCACUCUUUGUCCCGAGGAGCCUGAGGAUAUGUGGCACGCAUACAACCUGAUCCGUCCAGGCGAUCUUCUCCGCGCCAGCGCAAUCCGACGCGUCACAACAGUCCAAGAUACAGGCUCCACAUCCUCUGCCCGAGUUCAUCUGAACUUGUUAAUCAAGGUGAAGAACCUCGACUUCGACCCACAAAGCUCGCAGCUGCACGUAUCCGGUCAGAUUAUGAACGAGACUGCGCACACCAAAAUUGGGCAAUUCCACACGCUCGACCUAGAGUUGAACCGCAACUUUACUCUAGAGAAGGAGGUGGGUGCCGAUGGGGAAGGCGUUGGAUGGGAUAGCGUUGCGGUGGAACAAUUGAAGGAUGCGGUGGAUGAGGGCGGCAACCGGCGUGCAGAGGCUGUAGCUGUUAUAAUGCAGGAAGGACUGGCACAUAUCUGCUUUAUCGGCCAAUUCCAGACAAUACUGAAGCAGAAGGUGGAGAUGUCCGUGCCGAGGAAGAGGCAAGGUGGUGGGGAUCAUGAUAAGGGAAUGGGCAAGUUCUUCCGUGUAACGCUGGAGACACUUCUGCGUCAAAUGGACUUCAACACCAGCCUUACGUCCGGAGCCAAUAAUGAAGCCGUGCGCCCCGUUCUACUCGCCUCCCCUGGCUUCGUUGCGGCGGGUUUCCACAAGUUCAUUCAGUCCGAAGCAUCUACGAAAACACCUGGCCUAAAGCGACUACUCCCCAGCAUCGUGGUCGUACACUCAGCCUCCGGCUAUCUCAACUCAUUGUCAGAGGUCCUUCAAUCGCCCGCCGUCAAAACUCUCCUCGCUGAUACCAAGUACGCCCGAGAGACAAAACUGAUGGAUGACUUCAUGGACCAGCUGCGCAAAGAGACGAAUAAGGCUACCUACGGUCCUCGCGAGGUAGAAUCGGCAGUCGAGCAAGGGGCCGUCGGCCGCGGUGGUGGUGUAUUGAUCAUGUCGAACAGACUGUUCCGGUCGCAAGACGUCGCCGAGCGUAAGCGAUGGGUUGGUUUGGUAGACCGCGUUCGGGACGUCGAGGGCGGCGAGGUACGAGUUCUUAGCUCGGAUCAUGAAAGUGGAAAGCGUCUCGAGGGGCUUGGAGGUAUUGCAGCGCUUUUGACGUUCCCCGUUGUCGAGGAAGACCUGGACUCGGACGUUGACGACGCCGAUGCUCAUUGAACAGAUAUCGGCGCUUCAUAAUGAGACAUACGAUGCAUGAAUAGAAGUGAACUGUUUAAAGAGACAUUAUGUUCCAUCCUGAUUUCUCUCAUCAGC
Molecule: messenger RNA, 1569 nt
Organism: Penicillium brasilianum
Lineage: Eukaryota; Fungi; Ascomycota; Eurotiomycetes; Eurotiales; Aspergillaceae
Source: the annotation of a GenBank genome assembly